AUUUAAAUUCCAACUCAAAAAUAAUUCGUUGAUCGUAAAUAGAUUUUUUACGGGUAAUGUAUUGUACAUACAUACGUGUAUGCGUGUAAAUGCAAACUAUGCGACAUGACUUAGCCUUCCCUCGUCGUCAUGGACACACCGAAGAAAACAAAGUUAGCCGAGACUGCUAGAGGAACGAGCACGUGAGCAUCUGUCAUUUUCAAGGUGUUUUCUUUUCGUUCGAAUAUUUCAUUAUAAUUUUAAAUGGCAUCAAAAGUUACCGAAGAAAAUGAUAGGGAAUCAGCGUUGCGUGUAUCAAUGGAAAAAGAAAAAAAUCGUAAGACGGAUCCUAAGGAGACUCAUGAGAGGUCUAUUAUCAUCGUUGGUAGUAAAAGCGUUGGGAAAACUACGAUGGUAAAUCGAUUUCUUGAAAAGGACGAAAAACCGAAGCCGACAAUUGCAAUGGAGUAUUCUUUUGGCCGAAAAGCUGGUAAGAGUUUGGUGAAGAACAUAGUUCAUGUGUGGGAAAUUGGCUAUGUAUCUUCUUCUUUAAUUUCCGCUGCUAUGAGUGGAUCGGCCUUAACCCAUUCGCCGCAUCACACGACGCUCUUGAUGAUGUUGGAUUUAUCGAAACCGGAAGUAUUAUGGAUCACCUUCGAGGACAUUUUAUCGGCUGUACGAAGCGCAUUAAAGAUGAGUCACAAUUCGAAACUCAUUAACGAGAUGAUCGAGUACAGAACGAGGGAAAGAAAGAGCGUGGAGAAUAUGACCGAUCACUUACCCCUUAAAACGUUUAUAAUUGGAGGAAAAUACGAUGAAUUUCAGGACUUCGAUUUAGACAAGAAGGAAGUAAUAGGAAAAACGUUACGAGCGAUCGCGCAUAGUUUAGGAGCUGGACUCCAUUAUUAUUCUUGCAAGGAAAAAAUUCUCUUACGAAAAACGAAAGAUUUGUUGUCUCAUAUUGGAUUUGGAGCUGUUCUCGCAGAAGGGAAGUUUACGAGUUACGACAAACCUCUGAUUAUAUCGCCCGGUGCAGAUUCCUUCACGUCGAUCGACUUGCAAUUACCUUAUUCGAAACCAUCCAUGAUUUUAGACACUAUUAAGCAGACAUUCGUGGUUCGUGUACCGCAAAUAACAAGAAACGACGAAUCUACUUUAGAAGACCCAAGUAACGAUCCGAACUUUAACGAGCCCAUUAUCGAUAAACUGAAAGUUCAAAGAGAAGAGGAGAUUAGCAUUCUUCUCGACGAUAUGCUGAACGGUCGAACACAACAAAUUCCCAUUCCCGAUCCGAUUUAAAUAGAAUUCGAACGAUCGGUAAGAGCUACGACGAAUCUGCAUUCGAUAUAAAUGUACCAAUGAUAAAUUUGUCUUUGUAUCUUUUUAUAGUAAUGGAUAUACAUCAAGAAGAGCUUCAGGUUCUGUACGUAUGUAGAGGAGCGAAAAAUUUGUAAUUUUUUAUUAAAUAAAACCUUGAUUAAAAAUUAAUAUCUAUAAUCGAUAUGCACACGAGAUCUUUCACACGCUAUAAAAUCCAAAAAGUGUCAGGAUGACGAGAGAUUACGUAAUGGUCGUUAACAAUCACGUUCGUCGUUGUAAAUGGUAGAACAAUCGAUCCAACGAUACUUCGCGUAUGUGUGUAUGUAUAUGCACUAAACUCUCAUCGUAGACCGGUAAUAAAUUUUUUACUUUGUUGGAUCGUAUGUAGAUACGUAGAUAGAUAUGUGUAUAAAUGAGGGUAGUUGGUGAAGAAGGUGCAAUGUCUCGGGGCAGUUUAGGAGUUAAUGGGUCAACGAGAAGAUCAUGAACCAGUCGUGAGCGAGAAGCGGUCCGCGGCAUUCGAAGAUCUUGCAAGGUCUCGUUUGAUAUAUUGAAAGGAGAAAGAAUAAGGGGAAGGGGGAAAGAGUAGAAGAGAAAGAUAAAAAUAUUGCAUGGCUUAAUGAUUAAAUAUAACAAGUGAUAGUUA
Messenger RNA from Vespa crabro (European hornet), 1945 nucleotides. Its product is annotated as cytoplasmic dynein 2 light intermediate chain 1. The coding region runs from base 244 to 1278 and encodes 344 amino acids. Gene Ontology annotation, molecular function: dynein heavy chain binding. The record is from RefSeq and is a predicted model, not a curated record. Gene Ontology annotation, cellular component: cytoplasmic dynein complex; ciliary basal body; axoneme. The transcript has 7 exons. Lineage: Eukaryota; Metazoa; Arthropoda; Insecta; Hymenoptera; Vespidae. Gene Ontology annotation, biological process: intraciliary transport involved in cilium assembly; intraciliary retrograde transport.